GUGGAGCUUCUCAAAAGUCUGGGUGACGUGAACUUGGAGAAGGGAAGACUCGAGAAGGAUGUAGGGAGGUUCAACAUGGCCUUGGCGCUUUACGUGGCUGCUAUGGUCCGGUGUGGCUAUCGGGAUCAGGGGGAUGGUAUAGAACACCGAUACGAAUACGCGGAGAGACUUUUACAAGGGGUGACGUCAAAGGGGUCACAGGGUCAGGAACCACAAACUGAAGACAAGGAGACGACUACACCUGCAAAGGUGGCUCUGAAGUUUCAAAACCUCGACAAGAAACGGGCUGCCGGUGGUAACACAGACUCCAUGCUGGUUGGAUACGCACAAUUAAUAGUAGAGGGAAUAGUAAACGAGAACAACAUGUUAGAAACAGAAGCGAUCAAAAGCCUCGGUGACGUGUAUCUGAAAAGAGGAACAGAAACUGGAGACACUAGAGACUUAACCAGAGCUACUGCUCUGUACAACACGGCACUGGCGCGGUGUAACAACGUUCAGGGAACAGUUGCCAUUGUCCACCGCUUGCUGUACACAGCAAAAAUCAGGCAGGACAUCACCACAAAAAGCAUAAAGAAGUCAUCUCAAACAGAACGACAACAAGACGUGAAAAAACGAAAGGACCACACCUCCCCCUUCUCAAAUGCAACCUCAAGUGACAACACUAAUGACCGAAUGCGCCGUCCACACAGUAUCCCGGAAGUACAAAAAGUUGAAACCUCGACAGGAGUCGACGAUGACAUUGUAUACGAAGAACAUCUACAGGAUGGCUGCAGGGCCCUGCAGACUGGAGACCUGGACAAGGCAGAACAAAGUUUUGCAGCUGCGCUCAAGUCUGUUCAUAUCCAAGGUGAGUCUAAUUAUGAACCUGGUUCAAAGAGUUUUAAAGUAAAUGCUUGUAAAUAGACCGUAAUCCUAAUUGAUUCUUUUCGACACACCGAACUAUGUUCACCGCAGUGAGUUCCACAGUGCCGCCCCAGAGAAUGAAAAGGCUCAUCUUCUGUAUUCCAGUUUAGUCUUGGGCAACUGAAGACCACCUUGUGCCCUGAGGCGGGUAUUGUGUGUGUGAACAUGUGAUAGCUGUGUGAACAUUGCAGUGAUGUAGGGA
This is a messenger RNA of Branchiostoma floridae (Florida lancelet), 1105 nucleotides long. RefSeq lists its product as uncharacterized. The record is from RefSeq and is a predicted model, not a curated record. The transcript has 4 exons. The coding region runs from base 76 to 903 and encodes 275 amino acids. Lineage: Eukaryota; Metazoa; Chordata; Leptocardii; Amphioxiformes; Branchiostomatidae.